GCGUUCUGACCUCACAAUGGCAGUGUAGCACCCAAACUAUCGAAAAGUUGGCUAGGUUGCCAACUACUUCCAGACACAAAUGCGGGAAUACCUCACUGACCAUUCUACUCGCCCUAGCAGAGCUAGGUUGCCCACGUUUACUGCGCGUUUGUACAUAUUAUUCUGCGCCCUGGUACUCAGACGAGAGUGCUCUGAAAUCGGAGUAGUUAGUGAAUUUACGAACGCACCUAGUGUGGCUACCUCACGUGCCUGUUAACAAACACGUAUUUAUGUUUUAUUAUGACAUCUCAAUAGAAUGAUAUAGAUCACUACAGGAUAUUGUCAUACGCGUGGCAGAAACCUAUUGAAAAGCGACGAUAAAACACAAAUGUCGUACAGCAAAAGACAGGGCAGUAUGCAGCCAGCGGAUACAGAGCAGCCAACGACGCUGACUCUGCAAGAACAGCGACUCCGCAUACAACAAUUAGAGCGGCAGGCCCAGGCAGAGUACAGUGCUGCCAAGGAGAUUUUAGAGAAUGAUCAGAAAGCCCCACAUGGUGGAAGGACCCUGAGCAGGUUACUGUCCAAGCCAGGACUGUCAAUGGAGAGCAUUGUGGAGCGGGAGAAGCGUAGGCGGUGUACUCUGAUAGAGCAGCACAACGGGUUGCAGUGUUCUGUGAGGGCCAAGGGGUCUCAGCUGCUGGAGAUGGAGCAGGCCAUGAAAGCCCUGGAGCUGGACUCCAAUACGGACGGAGACGAGCAGCACUACGACCAGCGUGUGAGAGAGCUGGAGAACAGUCUAGAAAAGAUGACCAUCAAAAUCACAGAGGCUGAGAGGAUCCAAAAAACCUACCUGCGAGUCUGCGACCACCUACAUCGGGAGGUGCGUGAGAUGCCCAUGGCUCUGGAUCAGCUGCAGAACUCAGUGGUCAGCGGGCAGACAGAGCUGGGAAAGGUGGCCCACAUGUCUCACACCGCAGUGGCUGCUGUGGACUGCACUAAGCUGGUUCAGAUGGAGAGGCAGCUAAUGGUGGAACGCAGGAUGAUGGAGAAGGAGUUGAGUGAAAGGAGGGGAGUGAAAGAGAAGGAGGUGGAGGGUCGGCUGGAGAGAGAGAGGGAGGGAGAGCGACGAAGCAGCAAAGGAGCUCAGAAGCUGAAAGAGCAGGUUCGAAGAGGGACUAUCAGAGAGGGACUGGCUGAAGAGUCGGCUCAUAUCAGAGCCCAGCAGACCGCCCCGGUCUCCACUACUCCCCAGUCCAUAGUCAAACUGGUGGAGGAUAUUGAUACUCUGAGAGAAGCUCUCAGCUGCACUGAUCUGCAGGAGCUGGAAACACGGCUGGUCUCUCAGAAGGCCGUCAGGGAGCAGCUGCACAGCCAAAUGACCCAGUGUGAGGAGCUGGUCAGACAGAGCAUGGAGACCUUUGCUGCCUUGGAGCUCCAGUACGCCCAGCUCAAGUUCAGCGCUGGGCCCAGCUCUGACAGGUUUGAGCGGCUGAAGGAGGAAAUGCAGGCGGAGCUUGAGCAGGAAGAGGAGCGUUGCAGCCAUUGGGAGGACAAGCUUGGAAAGGCCCAAUCAGUGCUACAUGGGGUGGAGAAGGGUGUCAACAACCUGUUCUUCAGGAUGAGCUGCGUGCAAGUGAAGGACUCUCCCAGGGAGUUGGGGGGUCUGGAUGCAAUAGAGAAGCUGAGGGAAAUCGGCGCCCGUCUGCCCACACUGCAGACCACAGCUUCAGAGAAGACCGAGGAAAACACAGCUGACCAUGAGAAGGUGUGGAGCUUCCUGGAGCAGAGCACCAUGAUGGAACCCAGGAACUACAAGAGGGCCAGCAGCCCUGUGUAUGACAGUACCUCAGAAGAUACAUUCCAGUUCCGCGGUCAGGAGGAGGACUGCUCCAUGUCCCGCGAUGAGAUCAAGCGUCGCAGCAUCCAGCUGAUCGAGGUGCACCAGCCAAAGAAGAAAGCCCAGAAGAGCAACACAAAGAGCUAGAGACAAGCGCCAGCUGUGUCCCUCUAUAUCCUACAGGAAGUAAACCUGAGGAAAUAAUAAACAGGCUCAUAGUA
This is a messenger RNA of Oncorhynchus keta (chum salmon), 2040 nucleotides long. RefSeq names its product coiled-coil domain-containing protein 183-like. Lineage: Eukaryota; Metazoa; Chordata; Actinopteri; Salmoniformes; Salmonidae. Bases 368 to 1966 code for a protein of 532 amino acids. The transcript is spliced from 13 exons. The record is from RefSeq and is a predicted model, not a curated record.